AAGGUGGGAGCACGGGCCCCGUCUCAGCCGCUUUUCCGUUCCUCCUGCUGCACCCGCGUCAAAAGUCAGACUCAGACCGACGGGGGUCCGUUCAGUCUCGUUUCAGUCAUCCGCACGCACGCGUAGACGCACAUCGCAGAGAAGGCACCGUCGCUACACGCUUGUUUACAUCCUCUUUGUGCCGCCGUCACGCAACCACCUCCCUUCCCGUGCGCAACGCUAACGAUCGCGCUCGUUAUCGGUAGUGAUAUACGCGUGUACGGCCGCAGGUGAAGCGGGAAAUCGAUUCGACUCGCAAGAGCUGCGUGGCCAGCAAAGCGGAAAUAAUGCGCGGAAGUUGUGGGACGAUCCUUGUCCUGUGUACGAUGAUGAAUUGCUUGAGAUUGGCCUCAUCUUCGCUCACUUCGACGAGUGUGAGGCUCGGCGACGAAUGCAACCGAGACUGGGAGUGUGAGGUCGGGAUCGCCAAUAGUCACUGCUACUUGGGUUAUUGCCGCUGUCAGCCUUUCUUCGCUGGUUAUAAUGGAACCCAUUGUCUUGAAUCGACUCUGUUGGGCAACGAUUGUCUCGUGAAGGAACAAUGCUCCUUGAAAGUAGCGAACAGCAGCUGUCUUGAAAAUGUAUGCAGAUGCGAGGAGGGACAUUUGCAAUUUCGCAGGCACACUUGUCUAGGACCGGCCAAACUUGGUGAAGUAUGUUACGAACAUGCCCACUGUCGUCUUUGGGAUCUCGAGUCGCACUGCGAUUUUCUCAUUCCGGAUUUAUUUGGUCGCUGCCAAUGCACUGCUCCGAUGCGCCGCGAGGGUGAUGUAUGUCGCCCUGACAAUCUCGUGAGGCCCGUACCACUUCCGGAGCAUUUGUCUCCUACUCAAGAGUCGAUAAUAAAAGAAAUCACUGAAAGGGAACGUGAUAAGGGAACUGUCACUGAAGGACAAAAGGACGAGAUUGACGGAGAACAUGAUACAGGUGUUCAGAUAUCUUGGUUAAAGAACGCAACGAUACUUCUGUCGACGGAACCUCCCAGUCAAUUAAUACCUGUGAAUUUGGUGACAAGAUCAUCAUUGAACUCAAGACCAGGAUUCAAUAAUCGUCCUGGACCAAACGAACUUCCCGACGAUGACGAUGCUGUUGUUAUCGAAGCGGAAGUUACCGAUCUCUCUCAUGUUACAACAACUUCUGCACCAAUAAAGACGGAUCGCCAUGAGACCACGAUAAUGACGGCUGUUAGCCUAGGAUUACCGUGCAUCGCCGAUUUAGAGUGCCGUAUGGCCGAUCCGAUGUCGCGAUGUAUUGGUGGUGUAUGCGACUGCAGUUUUCCAACAAAUAGCAGUUGUAAUGCGCGGCGGACUGGUUGCGCGCCGGGCACGUUCCAGUGCCGGUCGUCUGGAAGCUGCAUUAGCUGGUUCUUUGUAUGCGACGGCCGUGCUGAUUGUGCUGACGGUUCCGAUGAGGAUUGCACUGGCUUUCGUUGUCCGGUGCAGGCAUUCAGAUGUAACGACAGUAACAUGUGCAUUUCGAGGUCCGGACUAUGUGACGGCAAUCGCGACUGUCCUCGCGGCGAGGAUGAAAUUGGCUGUAAUAAUCGACGAAAAUGUCCCGAAGGUGCUUUCAGAUGCAACAAUGGCCAGUGUCUGCCGGCGUAUGAAUUUUGCAACGCAGUGGUUUCCUGCAGGGAUGGCAGCGAUGAGCCCAGAGAAGCAUGCAGGACACGCAAUCGCGGUCGAAUCACCGCGAGAUAUUGUCCAUUCAGAUGCGAUAAUGGAAGAUGUCGUUCCGAUGCAAUAACUUGCAGCGGCCGGGAUGGAUGUGGUGAUGGUUCCGACGAGAAACACUGCAGCAUUUGCAGAUGUGGCUCAAGGAUCUAAUCACGGUUGACCGCUCUCCUGCUGCAUUGUUCGAUGAAAGAAGACAGAAAUAAAGAGAGAGAGAGAGUGAGAGAGAGGGGGAGGGAGAAAAAGGAAUGGGAGCAAACUAUCAAUGGUUUGCGAAAUAAGUAUCCGAAUUGAAUAUCCGAAUGGAAAUGAAAAUAAGUGUGACCAAAGAUCGUUAACCGUAUUGCGAUGAUUCCAGUUUUCAACAAUCAGCGACUGAAAGGACCGUUUUUACUCGAGCCAGGAAUUUGACUCCAGCAUCCAAAACAAACACAAAUAAAAAGAAUUUAUGUUGUCUCUUGUGCAAGAUCUUGCGUCAAAUCGGACAAGUAAUUGCUAUUGUAUAGCGAGUCGCGCUCUCAGGAGGAAUGAUUGUGCUCGUGUAAUAAUGGGACUUAAUAAUCGCGUAUACGGAUGCCCAAUAGUUUCUUCGAGAGGCCAGAUUUCAAAUUUUGCCCACGGAUCAGAGUAAUAUUUCUAAUAUAAGGCACGUUUCUUAAUUCAUUGAUUGAUUAAUCGAUAAAUUAAAACCUCGCCUAUAUUCUCUAUCCUUUUUAUUUAUUUUUUAUUUUACUCUAUCGUGGCGACGGAGAGAUGGAAGCGUUUUAGCUCGCGAGUCGGAACUGGUCUAGUCUAGCAAUGAAAUAGUACAUUAUGCAACAUGGGGCCAAGCUUUACUGUUCUUGACUGAGGACGAUGUUUUGAGUACGAGGCGUAGCGGAGCGCGCAAAGCGCGUGAAGCGCAACCAAGUGCCGGAAACAGCGUCCGAAGUCGAGAACGCGCUCGGCACUAUACGGUAUUUUAUACAAAGAAAGUACGUUUCUUGCAACAUUUGAGGAAAGAUAAGCGCGUGACGUUUUUCUGUCACUGCUUGUUUCGCUUAUAGGUUAUGAAAGAUCAGUAUAGUACCUUCGCUCAUGCAUUCGAUCCUACGCUCAGCUCAUGCGCCACUAAACGUUCACAGUUUCUUGACAAAAAUGCGCAUGCGAACCGUACGAGAAUAUUGAUUUUGCCGUCCACGGACGGCAAUAUCCCCCACCCCAAAGAUUGCUCAUUUACGGCCAUGUUACCAACUAUCUCAGAAUGUCGUGAAAAACUUUCUUUGCAUAAAAAAGUUUGUGAAUUAUUAUAAAAUCCUACUAUAGUUUAAAUUUUAUAACUUUGAAUAUGGUCGCGGGCUAGACAUUGGGCAUCCAUGGCGUCUAGUAAUACCGUAAGACGAAUAUAGUUUGCAUUAAGAGAUAAUUGGAUUAUCUCGACUGUCAAAACGAGUACUCAAGACUUGUCUUUGAAAUAUUUGAUAAUAGGCAAAAUAUUGUAUAUACGAUCUUCUUAUAUAUAUUUUAAUAAAUAAAAUUAAGGGAAUAUUCUCGUCUUCAAAACCAUUUUUGUAUCUUUUUAAGAAUUUUUUUAGAAAAAAUAUAAAAACUAUAAAAUUGAAAAUAGAUAUAUUUAGUUUUAAACAACAUAUAUGUUUAAUAUUUAAACAUUUUUAAUAAUUUUUUUCAAACAUUAGAAAAUAUUUUGGAAAAUAUUAUUUGCAAUCUGUGAGGGUAUAAAAAAAAUAACGGUUUACUGUGCCCUGAAUUAAGAUGCUGAAAUUAUCUAAAACAAAAAAUUCGAAGACUCUUCAAGCCAAGCGUAGGUAUCGUUUAAUCUAUAAUUAACUUAAAAAAUUGAUUUUUCAAAAAUGGCAGAUAAAGAAAUUGAUCUUUUUAUGGUUUCUUCAAGAUUCUUUUUUAAUAGAAAACUCGAAAGGUUUUUGAUUUGAAUGUUCAGAUGAGAGAGAGAGAGAGAGAGAGAGAGAGAAAAAGAGAGAGAAAGGGAGGGAGAGAGAGGGAGGGAGAAAAAUGUUGCAAAUUUGUUAAAAUUUUGUUUAAAAAAUGCAUUAAAAAUUUUGCAAACCAUUUAUAAGUUACUAAGCGCAAUUCCAACUCUUUUACGUUCAAACUAUUAAAAAAUGUCAAACAAAUAAUCAAUUUUUUGGAAAAAAGCGAAAAUACUUCCUUAAAAAUAUGAUUUAAAAUUUAGACUCUAGGUUAGGAUUAAUAUUAUUAUUUUGUUUUAGAUAGAUUCUAAAUUGGCUAAACUGUACUAAGAUAAAUCCUGAGUACUCCCCUGAAAAAAAAUUGAUAAAGUGUUUCAACAAACUCAUACUACUAUGAGUGAACUGAUAAAAUAUUAUCAGUUACCAUAAUAAUAUAAUAAUCAGUUUAUUUAAACACUUUCGUAAGGGUUAUUUCUCAUAUGUCUAAUAAAAAUAAAUAUAAUAACUUUGAAACAUUAAA
Messenger RNA from Solenopsis invicta (red fire ant), 4160 nucleotides. RefSeq lists its product as uncharacterized. Lineage: Eukaryota; Metazoa; Arthropoda; Insecta; Hymenoptera; Formicidae. The record is from RefSeq and is a predicted model, not a curated record. Bases 327 to 1865 code for a protein of 512 amino acids. Gene Ontology annotation, molecular function: protein binding. The transcript has 8 exons.